Meloidogyne enterolobii is the source of this 963-nucleotide messenger RNA. The record is from the annotation of a GenBank genome assembly. NCBI's taxonomy places the organism in Eukaryota, Metazoa, Nematoda, Chromadorea, Rhabditida, Meloidogynidae.
AUGAUUUUAAUAAUAUUAUUAUUAAUAACAAUAUCUUCUAUAUUCUUAUUUUGGACUGCAAAAAGAAAAAGUAAUUAUUGGAAGAAUAGAGGGAUUCCAGGACCAGAACCUCUUCCAAUAAAAGGGAAUAUAGAUUUAAUUUUUGGAAAUAAAAAUCCUUUUUCAUUACAAUUAUUUAAUUGGAGUAAAAAAUAUGGAAGAAUUUAUGGAAUUAAACAUGGAUGGAACAAUGUUUUAGUUGUUAGUGAACCAAAAAUGGUUAAAGAAUUACUUGUUGAAAAAUUUGAAUAUUUUCAUGGAAGAUUUCUUUGCCCUAUUGUUGGUGAUGUAGAUACAAAUAAAUUUAUUCAUCUAUUUUUCGCAAAAGGAAAGCGCUGGAAACGACUUCGUUCAAUUGCUAAUCCAGCAUUUUCAAUUUCUAAUUUGAAAAAAAUAAUGCCAAUAAUCGAGGAUUCUAUUAAAAUAAAUAUUAAUUUAUUAAAAGAAGCAGAAUCAUCUGGAAAAUGUGUUGAUCUACAUGAAUACUUCGUAGAACUUGCUUUCGAUAUAAUCGCUCGUAUCGCAAUGGGACAAAGAGACUCUAAACAAUUUAAAUCAGAAUAUUGUCAAAUAGCUCAAGAUACUUUUAUCCGUGUUAACAAUAAUAUUUUUGAUUAUAUUUCUUUUAUAUUCCCUUGGAUAGGAGAAAAUAUACUUGAACCUUUCGUUAGAGUUACAGGAAAAUACAGAGGAGAUCCAUUUAUAAUUUUGAUAGAUAAACUUACUAAAGCUGUUAAACAAAGAAAAGAAGAGCGAAUGAAGAAAAAUGAAAGGGAAGAAGAAGUAAAUGAAGAAAAUUUAAAUAAUAAAAAAUGGGUUGAUUUUAUUGACCUCUUUUUGGAAUCAGAAGCUGAAAAUAAUGAAAUUGAAUUUAAAAUAAGUAAUGGGACUUAUAACAAAAAAGAAAAGGUAAUUCGUUAUUAA